UUUUGUGUUCAGCAGACGACGUGUGUCUUGACUCUACUUGUUGACUUGAAGGUUUGGGAACAGAGUUGUCGGUUUCGUCGUCUCGUACAAGACAUCCGUACUCGCUCGGCAGCAUUUUCACAAACUUCUGGGCUUAUCCGAAGCGUAUCCAUCCGUACAUUAUCGGCCACGAGCUUCAAGACCAACUACACUCAAACACGACCUAGAUAUACGCAACUCCGCUUGAUGGCAUACUAGGGGCUAUUAUAUCAAUGAUUGGAAGACGGGUGCGGCAAUCCCCUUGCUGCUAAGCGACUGAGGAAAACGUCGACGCAAGCAAUCAAGAGCUAUCACGAAGAUGGCGGGCCCAGAUUCGGACAAGACUGCAGAGAUUAGUUCUCGAGUCUGCACCGCAGCAUCAUUUUCAGAGCUGUCCAAGGAGAUUUUGAAUGCCACCUUCUACAACAUAAUACAUGACAUCGUGGCAAAAGUUCACCGAGAUGAAAAAGUUGCGAGGAUGAGGUCUGCCGUCGUUCUGGCUAGGCAAAAAGCUGAAGCCGAGGCAGAGGCGGGAGGCAUUCCAGAGAAGAAGGUACAGGUGGAAACAGAGGGUGCGAUAUGUGAAAAUGGAAAAGUAUACCUCAAGGGAAAUCCGCUUGCUACGACCAAGGAUAUUGUCUGUCCAUUCUGCCGUCUACCACGUCUACUAUAUCCGACGAUGGGGAUCGGUGCUCGUCCGCCUCCAGAUCCGUCAAAAGAAUACUGCACAAAGCAUCCUCUAGUCAGCAGACCUGGAUAUGAUGUCCAUGGCAAUCCAUUCGCUACGGACAAGACGAAAAAGAAGAAGAAGAAUACCAACACCAACACUCCGAUAUCAAGUCCACCGUCGACCCCGGAUGCAAACGGCACAUCUAAGCAGAAUGCGCCCGAUUAUCCCACCAUAAAGUGUCCCAAUUGUCCGCGUUAUUGUCAGACAAACAGAGUUGCAGCACAUCUUGACCGUUGUAUGGGAAUUUCAGGUCGUACAGUUACGCGAAAUCGUGAAGGAGGUUCAGCUACGCCCGCUACUACAGGGCCACCGAAACGACCGUUUCCUGAUGAUGACGUUGCCCCCAUGAAUUUCAAGAAGAAGAAGCCCAAUACCCCGAAGAAGCUGGGAACCAAUAAACCGGCGCCACCAAGCAAAUUGAAAAAAGCAGCUACCCCAGAUACCAUGCUCGCUGAGGAAGCAGCGGAGGCAGCUGAAGCUGCAGAAUCUGCAGAAUCAUUCCAUGACCCUUCAGUCGACGGCGAAGAAAAAGUCGAAGCUUGAUACGUCGAUCAUUUUCAUCGUUGUUCAUAUUACUCAUUGCUCUGAGUCGUUGACCACAUAGCAUUUUUAGCGUAAGGACUGUAAUAAUGCUUGCAGGAAGUUUUUCUUUCCUCUCUUACUUUCCUGUCGCCUUCGUUCAAACUACCAUCUUUUGCAAUGUCCCUGUGCAGCUGAAUUUCAGAUCCGAGAUGGGGAUAUGUGACUGGAUGCAUUUCGCUUAAACUUGCUAACCCAUAGGUGAACAUGUAUAUUAUUAUGUACUAUUGAAUCACAUUAUUCAUCAAAUAUCCUG
Talaromyces stipitatus ATCC 10500 is the source of this 1583-nucleotide messenger RNA. RefSeq names its product transcriptional activator (PtaC), putative. The record is from RefSeq and is a predicted model, not a curated record. Bases 338 to 1291 code for a protein of 317 amino acids. NCBI's taxonomy places the organism in Eukaryota, Fungi, Ascomycota, Eurotiomycetes, Eurotiales, Trichocomaceae. The transcript is spliced from 4 exons.